AUGUCGAGCCCCAAGCGAGCGCGACUCGAUGACGACGCAGACAAAGACCAGAAGGAGAACACGAAACGAAUUCUCGUCUACCGCAACGGGAACGACAAGGAAUGGAAGGUAAGACGUCAGCUCAGAAGCGGAGACUCGGGACACGACCUCCGAGAUGGUGGUCGUGCAGCCGAUAUCUCAGAGGCCAUGCUCAAGAUCAUAGAGUUUCCGGUCUUCAAGGUACCGACGUCUCUGGAAACACUUCUAGAAAAUAUCGGCGUCAAGUUCGGUCUGCAAGCCAAGCGGCUUUUCACAAGCAAGGGAUCCGAGAUAAGAAGCGUAGACGAGUUGAGGAAUAUGGACGUGCUUUACGUCUCGUCGGGAGAGGACUUCGUACCGCCGCCAUCUUCUCUGGUGCCAUCUCUUCCACCUGGCGACUCCGAGUGGGUCCUUCUCAACGUUGGCGGGCAGUACUUUGCCACCACGAGAGCUACACUGACUUCAUCGGAGCCGCGUUCCAAGCUGGCCGGCUUGUUUUCCGUGGGACCAAACGCGGCAGAUUUCGCUGCCAGGAGGGAUGCGCAGGGUGCCUACAUGUUUGACCGGGACCCGGCGUACUUCAGGGUGGUGCUCAACUAUCUUCGCUACAGGAAAGUCAUGCUCGACAAGGACGUGUCGCCAACAGCCGCUGAGCUCCGCAACCGCUACGCCACCGUGGCGGACAAGGCGAGGGAGGAAGUACGACUCUUUGUGGUGCAGGGGCCCUUCAGUGUUCUCGAAGAGGCGAAGUAUUUUGGUAUCGAAGGCUUGGUCCACGAUCUCGGAAAGGGGUCGAGGUCGGCUUUCGGAAGGAUCCGUGAGCUGGAAGCUGGUAUGGGCCCGGCGCCGGCGGAGAGCGGUACCGACCGCCCAUUCACACGCCAAGACGUCCUCAUAGCCCUCGCUAGGAUUCCCGCCGGAGAUCUCCGCUUCCAAGCAGCAGACUUCACGGGUGCCGACCUCUCGCACCUGGACUUGAAUCACAUCAAGUUCAAGAGGGCGAAGAUGGAAAAGUGUGACCUGUCCCACAGCAUCCUGAACCACAGCGUCUUCGACUACGCAGACUUGCGCGAAGCCAAGUUAGAGAGACCACGCCGCACUUUGGAUUUCCAGAAGGCUCAGCUUCUUGGAGCAAAGUUCAACCACGCCAACCUGUCUGGAGUGUACGCCAAGUCCUGCGUCAUGGGCCAGCAAGGCGAUGUCUCCGCCAACAUAGCUAACUUGGAAGGGGCCAAGCUGAAUGACGCUGUGCUGGACGGAAGCAAGAUGUACGGCGUGAACUUGAAGAAAGCAGAGAUGAACAAAGUCAGCCUGGCAGACUGUGAUAUGCGUACUGCCAUCCUCACUGGCGUCACGUUGCUGGAUUGUAACCUGCAGAAAUGCGACAUGCAAGACGUGGUGCUGGGAUAG
This is a messenger RNA of Rhipicephalus microplus (southern cattle tick), 1428 nucleotides long. RefSeq lists its product as uncharacterized. The record is from RefSeq and is a predicted model, not a curated record. Gene Ontology annotation, biological process: protein homooligomerization. Gene Ontology annotation, molecular function: protein binding. Lineage: Eukaryota; Metazoa; Arthropoda; Arachnida; Ixodida; Ixodidae.